UGAGGUUUGGGACCUCGUACAUUGCACGCGAUGGGAGAUUUCAAUCUCGCUCUCGUGAUUGUUGCCAUCGUAGUUUGCGUCAUUGUUUUCAUCUCCAGUAUCUAUCUCCUCGUCAACUAUCAGCAUCCAGAUGAUGCAAACCAGGCUUAUUUCCCCAAGUUUGUUGUUGUUUUUGGUUUAUCGAUUGCUAUGAUCUCUAUUCUCAUGUUACCGGCGGAUGUGGCUAACCGGCAUGCUUGUCGACAUUCGAUUUAUAAUGGCGCUUGUAAUCUCACCUUACCUAUGAAGGAGCUUUGGCUUGCCGUUUACAUUGUUGACGCUGUGCUUGUCUUCUUCAUUAUCCCCUUCGCUAUGUUUUUCUAUGAAGGCGACCAGGACAAGGCUCUUGGGAAGAGGAUAAAAAGUGCUUUGAUUUGGGUGGUUACUACAGCUGUUGUUUGUGCUCUGGUGCUUGGAAUUUUAUACGGAGUCAUUGGGAAGGUGGACUUCUCUGUCAGGCACUUGUCUUCUGCUACGACGACUUUCCCUACUUCAUGGCAGUUUUCAAAUAAUCAACCUUGCAUUGGUAACACUGCUCGUCAGUGCUCAGCAUAUACAGCUAAUGCUGCGUCUGAAAAGACAUGGUCCAUGCGUACUACGUUUCCAGAAUAUGUUGUUGCUCUUGCUACAAUUGUUGGGUCAGUGCUCUUCACGAUAUUUGGUGGUGUUGGUAUUGCUUGCCUACCCUUGGGCCUUAUCACUGCAUUCAUCAGGCGACCAAAGGCUGUUAUCACUCGGUCACAGUAUAUAAAGGACGCAACUGAACUAGGUAAAAAGGCAAGAGAUCUAAAGAAAGCAGCUGAUGCACUUCACCAGGAAGAACGAAGUGGUGCUAAGGGAAGGAAGUGGAGGAAAAAUGUGAAAGCAGUUGAAAAGGAGUUGCUCCAAUUGGAAGAAGAUGUGAACCUCUUAGAAGAGAUGUAUCCGCAAGGAGAGCAGGCAGAGACUGCUUGGGCCUUCACUGUCCUGGGAUACUUGGCCAAGUUUAUUCUUGGAAUCUUAGGAUUAAUUGUUUCUGUGGCUUGGAUUGCUCACAUCAUCAUAUAUCUACUUGUUGACCCUCCCCUCUCUCCUUUUCUUAAUGAAGUUUUCAUCAAACUGGAUGACGUCUGGGGUCUUCUGGGCACAGCUGCCUUUGCUUUCUUCUGUUUCUAUCUCCUACUUUCUGUUAUUGCUGGGGCAAUGAUGCUUGGUUUGAAGCUGGUCUUCAUUACCAUUCAUCCAAUGAAAUGGGGAGCCACUCUUAUGAACUCUUUUCUCUUCAAUGUCGGUCUCAUUCUCCUCUGUUCUAUCAGUGUGAUUCAAUUCUGCGCCACUGCAUUUGGAUAUUAUGCUCAAGCCACCGCCGCUCAGGAGAUAUUUGGCCACACUUUGCAGUCCCUUCGCGGUAUUAAGUACCUCUACAAGUACAAUGUGUUCCAGAUCGGGUUUGUUGUCCUCGCUGGACUGACCUUUUUAUAUUACAUAGCCUUUGGAUGGAGAAGAAAAAAGCCGAGCGAAAAAUUCGGAACAUUCUGGGACGAUCAGAGGGUCUCAAAGAUGGGAACACAUUAUAUAAGCCGUUUCUGGCUAGUGGUAAACAACUCAACGAGUGACAUGGACAUAGCCCUCUUCUCGCCGUCGUCGCUUUUUGCCGCAGACGGUGACUCCUCCGAUGGAGAGACGACGGAGACGAGCCAAAGCUUCGUUGAGAGAAAUCAUCAGUUUCCUGGAAUUGAAUUGCAAAUCCGGGAAUUUGGUUUCCACCAGCUGAAUGCAAACUUGCUGUGGCCAGGUUCAUUUGCCUUUGCUGAUUGGUUAAUGCAGCAUCGACACUUGAUCCAAAGGCGGCGCUGUCUCGAGAUAGGAAGUGGCACAGGGGCACUAGCUAUAUUUCUUAAGAAAGAGUUCAAUCUCGACAUAACUACUUCAGAUUACAAUGAUCAAGAGAUUGAAGAUAAUAUUGUUCAUAACUGUAUUGCAAACAAGAUAAUCCCUUCUUUGCCUCAUAUCAAGCAUACAUGGGGCGAUGAGUUUCCAAUCUCGGAACCAGAUUGGGAUUUGAUCAUAGCCAGUGAUAUCCUUCUAUAUGUAAAACAGUACCCAAACUUGAUAAAGUCUCUGACUUUUCUUCUCAAAACCUACAAACCAACCAAUGUCGUUAGUCCAGCAGAAUGCAAGCUAAAUGGAGCAGACACAGAACUGCCUCAUCCUGUGUUCUUAAUGAGCUGGAGACGAAGAAUUGGGAAAGACGAUGAGUCUCUAUUCUUUACUGGUUGCGAAGAAGCUGGCCUGGAGGUGAAGCAUCUCGGAAACCGAGUUUAUAGCAUCAAGCUUACAGAAAGUAACCUCUGAAGAAUAGAUUGAAAAACUCAUGAGUCCUCCACAGAUCGUUCACCUCUGAAACUAGUGUUGGGUUUGUUACUCUCGCAGCUCUCUUGUAUUUGCUUUUUGGGUCAAAGUUAAGGUGAAAUGAGAUACCGUUACAGCCUUACAGGGUUGCCCGCCCAAUCAUUCCAUUAGUUUGUAACUAACGUUUCGUGUAAGAUCAAUCGAAUUUGAUGGUCGACGAACAAAGUUACUGUAUUUCA
Molecule: messenger RNA, 2609 nt
Organism: Arabidopsis arenosa
Lineage: Eukaryota; Viridiplantae; Streptophyta; Magnoliopsida; Brassicales; Brassicaceae
Source: the annotation of a GenBank genome assembly